AUGAAUUUGGUGGAAAUUGACGAAGUUUCUAUAGUAGCAGCUAUUCUUGGCGGCUUUAUUUUAAUCUUUGGUUUUGUGUCUUUAUUUAUCAAGGAGCGUUUAUAUCUGUCGGAAGCGCGAAUUAUUGUGGGUCCGGUUGCAUUAGGAGUAUUUGUACCACAAGAAUGGGGAGAUCAAGAGCAACUUACAAAAAUUACAAUGCAAUUUUGUCGAAUCGUUAUCGCGAUCCAAGUUAUGGCCGCCGGAGUUUCUUUGCCAAAGGCCUACCUCUUAAAAGAAUUAAAAUCGAUUCUUUGCUUGAUUUUCCCCGUGAUGGGAUAUAUGUGGCUUGUUUCAGCUCUUAUCAUUUGGCUGCUUAUAUCCAAGGUUGAUUUUUUAAACGCAUUAGUGAUCGCCGCGUGUGUCUCUCCCACGGAUCCUAUACUUGCAAAUUCCAUCGUUAAAGGUAAAUUCGCCGAAAAACAUGUGCCGCCUCAUGUGCGCAAUGUUCUAUCCGCAGAAAGUGGUGCAAAUGACGGCCUCGCUUUUCCACUCUUAUUUAUGGCUAUUUAUCUUAUGACAGAGAAGCCGGGAGAUGCUAUUGCUAAAUGGGUUUAUGUUGUUUGGUUGUACGAAAUACUGUUUUCGUGUGUAAUUGGACUUGCUGUUGGUUAUGUUGCACGUAAAUUAUUAUACUUGGCCGAAACUAAUGACGAUUUGCUUGCUUGUUUUAUUGCGGGUAACUCGAUAACUUGGGACGACUGGUUUCGUAAAGAGACCGAAGAAUCUCAUUUCCAAGAGAUUAUCGAUAUGCUGCUCAACAUGGCAGUAUUUGUCUUUAUUGGUGCGACGAUGCCGUGGUCAUCUUUUUCUGAUCUCGCCUUGGGCCUUACGCCAUGGCGCUUAACCAUUAUUGCGGUUCUUAUUCUUUUGUUUCGUCGUUUGCCCAUAAUUUUAAUUUUGUACCGUUGGAUACCAGCUAUACAGACUUAUCGAGAAGCUGUAUUCAGCGGCUGGUUUGGCCCAAUAGGCGUCAGUGCUAUAUUUUAUGCAACCUUCGCUCAGCAAAAGUUUGAUAAGGGUGGAGAUAACGAACUUUGUCGAGAAAUUAUAGUACCCAUCGUAUAUUUCAUUGUACUUACGAGUGCUCUAGUACAUGGUUGUACGAUCCCAGUUUUCAAAAUCAGUCAAAGGAUUAAUACGGCUAGUCUUUCUACUCCAUUUGUGCGAUUACUAACUGCCACAAGUCAAGAUGAUCAAAAAGGUGUCAAUGAGAUCAGCAGCACAGUUAAGACGCCGCUUCCUGCUCAUCUUCCACCUUCUGCAGUUGGUGCUAGUACCACUGGCAAUAAUAAUACAAUAGAAACAACUGUUAGCAUAGGAGAUGAAGCAGAAGGAGCAAAUUCAAGAAAUCAAAAAGAUAAACAGCCUCAGAGACGCGAAGAACAAGAAGAAUCUCGCAGGCGACCUCCUCUCGGACGAAGUUUUUCUGUGUACGAUGAAGUAGAUAAUAUUAUCAUAGAAGACGAAGAUGGCGCGGUUAUUCCGCGAAAUCCUUCUCAAAGUAGUGUUCAUCAUACUCCUGCCCCUUCCACUUCAGGAGAACACGAAUGA
Messenger RNA from Ambispora leptoticha, 1593 nucleotides. NCBI's taxonomy places the organism in Eukaryota, Fungi, Glomeromycota, Glomeromycetes, Archaeosporales, Ambisporaceae. The record is from the annotation of a GenBank genome assembly.